Messenger RNA from Nelumbo nucifera (sacred lotus), 1685 nucleotides. RefSeq names its product putative cinnamyl alcohol dehydrogenase 6. The record is from RefSeq and is a predicted model, not a curated record. Lineage: Eukaryota; Viridiplantae; Streptophyta; Magnoliopsida; Proteales; Nelumbonaceae. Gene Ontology annotation, molecular function: zinc ion binding; oxidoreductase activity, acting on the CH-OH group of donors, NAD or NADP as acceptor.
ACAAAAACUGUUUCCGCAUGAAAACAUGAUCUGUGACUCUGUGUUCUCAAAUUUACUGAAACCCACCAUGUAUCAGAUGUGUGGAAAUAAAUCAUGUUAAAAGGUGUUUGAACGGUUUUUUUGUUGAGACUUGGGAGGAGAUCCGGACUCAGACUAUAUACCAACUCCGAUCAGUACUCACUACUUCUUAUUUGGUGGGAUGGGCCAACUACUCCAUCGAUAUUAUCGAUAUUAAUUUGUUAUUGUUAUUAAAAGCUGGAAGGAAGGAGACGUUGGGGCCAACUGCAUCGUUCCUGAUUGUUUGUGCUGCUGCUCUCUCUGUCCAAAGAAUGGCUCAAACUACCCCAAACCACACUCAAACUGUCUUUGGAUGGGCAGCUCACGACUCCUCUGGCAAGAUAACUCCCUUUACAUUCAAGCGAAGGGAAAAUGGCGUUGAUGACGUUACGAUUGAAAUCCUGUACUGCGGAAUGUGCCACACUGACCUGCACCAUGUGAGGAAUGACUGGGGGAUCACCAUGUAUCCUGUGGUCCCUGGACAUGAAAUUACCGGUGUGAUAACCAAGGUGGGGAGUAACGUGACGCGUUUCAAGAUGGGGGACCGAGUCGGUGUGGGAUGCAUUGCAGCGUCGUGCCUGGAUUGUGAGUUCUGCAAGGAAUCUCAGGAGAAUUACUGUGACAAAGUUCAGUUUGUUUAUAAUGGCAUUUUCUGGGAUGGAAGCAUCACCUAUGGAGGCUACUCCAAAAUGCUCGUAGCACACCAAAGGUUUGUGGUGCAUGUGCCGGAAAAGCUUCCAAUGGAUGGUGCAGCGCCUCUACUGUGUGCGGGGAUAACGGUGUUCUGCCCUAUGAAAGACAAUAAAAUGCUGGAAUCACCUGGGAAAAAACUCGGGGUGGUAGGGCUAGGGGGUCUUGGACACGUGGCUAUCAAGUUUGCUAAGGCAUUUGGGCUCCACGUCACCGUCAUCAGCACCUCUCCCUCCAAAGAGAAGGAAGCUAAAGACCGCCUCGGUGUAGAUGACUUUCUUCUCAGUACCAAUUCUGAACAUAUGCAGGCAGCGAGGAGGAGUCUUGAUUUCAUAAUAGACACAGUAUCAGCCAAGCAUUCUUUAGGACCCAUCCUAGAACUGCUUAAAGUGAACGGAACUCUAGUGAUGGUUGGUGCACCAGAUAAGCCCGUGGAGCUGCCUUCUUUCCCUCUCAUAUUCGGCAAGAGAGUGGUGAAGGGUAGCAUGAUUGGUGGAAUGAAAGAGACACAAGAAAUGUUGGAGCUCUGUGCCAAGCACAACAUCACCUGCGACGUGGAGAUCGUCACUCCAGAUAAGAUCAACGAGGCCAUGGACCGGCUUGCUCGGAAUGAUGUUAGAUAUCGAUUUGUGAUUGACGUUGCCGGUCGGACACCUGAAAGUCGUUGAGCACAUCCAACCGGGGGCUGGAUGGUGUGUGACUUUGAUUGAUGUUUCACAUGUUUAUUGCACACUACACAACACCGACCUGUGUGAGAAGAAACCAAGAAAAAUAAAUUAAACCCAUUUAUAUAUGUUGUUAGGAGAAACAAAGUAAAAAUUGACUAAAUAAGUGUGUAGUUGCACUAGAACUUUCAGUUGAUGGAUUGUCCUCUUUUCAUGUAUUAGUUUGCCGCAAUGCGGGGUAAAAAGAAAAAAGAAAAACCCUUUUAUAACCAA